This is a messenger RNA of Marchantia polymorpha subsp. ruderalis, 3103 nucleotides long. Lineage: Eukaryota; Viridiplantae; Streptophyta; Marchantiopsida; Marchantiales; Marchantiaceae. The record is from the annotation of a GenBank genome assembly.
CAGACGUCGUUGGCAGCCAUAUCAGCAGAUUCACGCUCACUUAGGUUGGGAAGAGCGUGAGAGAGUUGAAUCGAUGCUCGUUGGCAGCCAUCUCAGCAGAUUCAUGCUUGUUGGGCUGCAAGGAUAUUGAUCGCUGCUCGUUGGCAGCCAUAUCAGCAGAUUCACGGUCUUUUAGUGCGCACGGAGCGGGCGAGCGAUUGUCAUCGAUGCUCGUUGGCAGCCAUAUCAGCAAACACACGGUCGUUUAGCGCGCCCGAGCGCGAGUGUGCGGGGGAUCGUUGUUUGUUGGCGUCCAUAUCAGCCGAUUUGCGGGCGCCGGGGUCAAAGGUUCGGAUCGGCGUUGCUCGGUGUCAGGCCAUAUCAGCAGAUGCAUGUCCUCUCAGACAGCAGCGGACGACCCCCUCGCAGCGCAGGCCUCUGCCUCUGAUCGACGAGCGCGAGCGCGAGCACUAGCGCGACCGGAUCUUGUCUUGCCCGGCGUGCGCCUCUGGUCCGAGUAGGGCGUUUUUAUCGUACUAUAGUCUUUUUAAUCGAAUUCCGGUCGGGCCCGAGCGUCGGACGAGCAAGUCAAUCGGGCCUUUUGCCGUUCAAACGGGGCCUCGAUCGUUUUGUCGCGGGAAAGCGUUGUCUCGUGCGUUUGCGCAGCCGUCAGUCCGUCGAGACUAAUUGCGCCAAUGACGUGACCCCGGGGGCCGGCCCCUCGAGAGAUUAGAGCUGCUGCUGCUGCUACCGCCUCGGAGUCUGUCAUGUUGUCAGCUCGAUGACGAGCGGCAAAGAACGAGCCUUUUUCCCGUUAGCGCACCAGGCCGGAGCGGAGUCUUUGACAGGUUUUUUCUAGCGUCGGAGCGGGGCAGGCAGGCCGGCGAAUUUGCUCCGGGCUCGCGGCUCGGAAUCAGUCUGGCAAGAACCGGGGCUUCAUGUCUUUGUCGUGAGGAAUUACGUGCACGAGUGGCCCAACAUUCAAGACGUUGCCGAAUUAAAGAUGGGGACAGGCGAAACCGGAACGCCCACGAAGGCUGCCAAAGUCUCCACCACGCAAGAGCAGCAAACCACUCCGACGCCCUACGCGGAAUGGGGCGCGGCAUUCCAGGCGUAUUACAAUUCCGGAGGUCAACCACCGCCGGGCUAUUUUCCUCCCUCGGUCGGCUCGGGGCCGCAACCCCACCCGUACAUGUGGGGCGGGCAGCCAAUGAUGCCGGGGUAUGGCACGCCCGCGCCACCCUACGGUGCCAUGUAUCCGCACGGAGGCAUGUACUCGCAUCCCUCGAUGCCCCCCGGAGCUCACCCCUACUCGCAGUAUGGAAUGCCCUCGCCCGGCGGGGCAAUUGCGAGUGAGGCCACAGCGACCACCCCCGCGGGAGGCGAAGGCGAAGGGACCAAGGUGGCGGACCGGUUGAAGAACAGACUUCCUCUGAAGCGGUCCAAGGGCAGUGAUGGUGGCAAAGGCAAUUCCGGGUCGGCCGACGGCGUGUUCUCGCAGAGCGGCGAAGGCGAAAGUGGCAGCGAGGGAUCGAGCGAAGGGAGCGACGAUGACAACUCGCAAAGCAUGCUUCGGCAGAGGAGUUUUGAACAGAUGACCCUCGAGAGCGCCAUCGUGGUGGCGGGCGCCCCCGCGCCUGCUUACAGCAACCAGCAGCCCGGGUUCGUGAAUCUUGCCGUGGGCAGUGGAGGAGCUGCCGGGGCGCAAUUCGGCAUGCCAGGCAAAGGAUCCGGAGGCAGUGGAACCAAUCUGGCUGGGAUGAACAGCGGCAAGAAGGGCAAGCGACCCUCGGCCAGCAGCUCCGGUGGGAUGGUGCCAACGACUCCCGGGACGCCUCUGAAGGGCAGCAGCGGCCGGGAUGGGGUACCUCCGGAGUUGUGGUUGCAAGAUGAGCGUGAGGUCAAACGGCAAAGACGGAAACAAUCGAACAGGGAGUCAGCAAGACGGUCUCGCUUGCGUAAGCAGGCGGAGUGCGAGGAACUGGGCACUCGGGUCGACACUUUGACCGUGGAAAACAUGGCUCUGAGGACAGAAUUAGCACGGGUUUCGGAGGAAUGCAAGAAAAUGAAAGCCGACAAUGCAGCCCUGUUUGCGCAGCUGCGCAAGCAAGCGAACACGAACAAUGUGGCCGAGGAAGCUGCCGAAGAUGCACAGGCCGUGCAAACCGAAGGUAAUGGCAAGGCGCAAGACGGCAGUCCCAGACGGAACCCAAGCAGGAACGAGGAAGAGGCCUCAGGAGAUUCUCCCACGAAAGCCCCCGCUUCUGCAGAAGCAGGAACGACGCCGGCAGAAGCUGUAGCUGCCGGAUAAUCUUUGGUUGCGGACGUCAAGCAUGAGGAGCUUAUUUGUUUUACACGUAAGUGACGUGUCCGAUUUAUUCUUGCACUAGAUCAGGGUUUCAAUGUUCUAAAGAGAGAUUGAAAUCCGAAGGGGGUGAAGUUAAGAUAUCGGGGAUUCACACUCAGGCGUAACAAUUUUGAGGCUGAGUAGAGUCAAACAGGGGCCGAGUAGAGUUUAAUCAUUAGGAGAGUAGAACUUAUGAGCUGGACCAAGUGAAAGGCACUGGCCACAUGGACAUGAUAAUUUAGAGUGGCAUCCACAUGAAUUGAAGAGGCGGUCCUGCCAUGAUUGUCCCAUGCUUGAGCACUAAUGAAGGAAAUACAGGGGGCUCACUUGAGAGCCAAUGCUGUGUCUUGAUUGUCCUGGAUGUAUAUAACUUAGCUGAAUGUGGAAGCGUCUUCUUGGUUUCAAGAUUACAUGUAGCCCGUGCCGUACAAGCAUUUAGAGAGCCCGCGGUGGCGUUGAGAAUAUGUACGAGGAAAACUCCACUCGCUUCAGACGUAGUGGACGUUUUAAGCAGGUGGUGCUUCAAUUUUGUAGACCAGGGACUUGGUUUGUGCGCCGGAGAGACGAUAAUCUGAUAGCAUAGGGAUGUGGGUCGUCUGCAUCUUUUGGCAAAGAUUUCAGUAUACUGAGCGUUGGUCAUGGGACGCACUUCUGCUGUAAUUUGUGCAUAAACGGCUCGUGUGCACGAUGUGUGAUCGCACGCGCCAACGGUGUAAAUGAAGCUAUAUGAUUCAAAGCAAAUUUGGUGUCGCCGAUUUUUCGAUUAGAGAAUUGUUG